AUGGCUAUUGAUAAACGCGUCACAGAGAUUGCCGACUCGGACGAGGAGCCAAUGACGUCUUCGCCAUCCGCUGAUCCGUGUGAUGCAACGGCCGUGGACAAGCCUCCCGAUGCCAAUACUGCUGCCGAGAACACAGCUGGCGCCUAUGUCCACGGCAUGGGCGCGCCACUCGACAUCGAUGCCACUAACAUUCAUCGCAUUGACAUGAAGCCCAAAGACACAGUACCGGCGCAAGAAGGAACAGUACCUGGGCCGAGUCAUGACGACGGCAGCACCAGUCACGUGCCAGCUGCACACAACGGCAUGGAGCGACGAGCGUCAUCCACAGAGGAAGCGCAGUCCAGCACAGUUACAAAAGCUUCGAGUGGCACGUCCGCACAGGAUGGUAGUCUUGAAUCUGCCCACAAUACUACUAGUACAAUUGACCCGCAAACCCAGCACAGGCAAGCGCUUGCAAGACAGGACCACGUCAUGAGCAACGCGUCGCAAACUAGGUCCAAGGAUAUUAGCAAUGACAGCACAAGACAGAAUCCAGAACCUGUUCAUCCAAGCGACGACGCAGUGCACAAGUCUCGGGCCAUGCCAGCAAGCAUAUCUGAUGCGACAAGGACCUUGGCAGCAAGGGCGAACUCCAAAUCAACCACUCCAGGCCCUACAGGGUCCGACUCGGUCGUCUUGGGGGAUGAGCUAGACACUCCUCCACAUCCCAAUCUAAGUGAGAUUCAGGAUCAGGAAUCGCAAAUGAGUGCCGGUAAUUGUGGGGCACAAACUGUCCUCCAGGACACCAGCCCGUUCAUACCACAGCCUCGGAACUUACAAGGGGAGACUAAUAUCCGGAGCUUGUCACCCCAAGAGGACUCACCGCCAGAGGAAACUACAGGUUCUAGUCUCAAAGCGAGCGACGCGGCCCCCAAAUCCACUUGCAGGCAUCAAUCUCCUACAGGAACCUCGCCGACUGUCGCACGCAUAUGCCCAAAGACGCCUCAAGAGAUUACUCUAUCAGAACUCAAAGCACAGAAGGCUGCCUUGUUGGAGUCGCUGCGUACUCUCCCGGCCAUACAAGUCCUCAUAGAAGAACUUGCGUCUUCAGAUGCUGGGGCAGAUGGCGAAAGCGACGAGCCUACCGAGGCAGACAUCAUGGCCGCAGCGAACAAGAUCGUCAAAGGACAUAUCAAACUGUUGCAUGAAUACAACGAACUGAAAGACGUCGGCCAGGGACUGAUGGGACUCAUUGCUGACCAGCGAGCCGUCCGGAUUGUCGAGGUUCAGGCAGAGUUUGGUGUUGACGCGGAAGACUAA
This is a messenger RNA of Exserohilum turcica Et28A, 1299 nucleotides long. RefSeq lists its product as uncharacterized. Bases 1 to 1299 code for a protein of 432 amino acids. Gene Ontology annotation, cellular component: Swi5-Sfr1 complex; Swi5-Swi2 complex. The transcript has 2 exons. NCBI's taxonomy places the organism in Eukaryota, Fungi, Ascomycota, Dothideomycetes, Pleosporales, Pleosporaceae. The record is from RefSeq and is a predicted model, not a curated record. Gene Ontology annotation, biological process: meiotic DNA recombinase assembly involved in reciprocal meiotic recombination; double-strand break repair via homologous recombination; meiotic joint molecule formation.